This is a messenger RNA of Morone saxatilis (striped sea-bass), 1230 nucleotides long. RefSeq names its product low choriolytic enzyme-like. The record is from RefSeq and is a predicted model, not a curated record. The transcript has 11 exons. Gene Ontology annotation, biological process: proteolysis. The annotation marks the transcript as partial. NCBI's taxonomy places the organism in Eukaryota, Metazoa, Chordata, Actinopteri, Moronidae. Gene Ontology annotation, molecular function: metalloendopeptidase activity; zinc ion binding.
UGAACAGAGGAGGACUCAGCUGAGCUUUCUGUCUCUGAACUUCUGGAGAGAGCCAACAGUAAUCUGAUCCGUUCCGACAAUGAUCCCAUUCUGAUUGACGGAGACGUCGCCAUCGACAGCGAGGCAGAGAGAAAUGCCGAUCCCUGCACCAGCCGAGGCUGCAUGUGGGGCAAGUCGACUGAUGGGAAGGUCUACAUUCCUUAUUACAUCGCCAGUCACUUCUCCUCCCGUGAGAAGGCCAUCAUCACCCGUGGUCUGGAGUCAUUUUCUUCCUUCUCCUGCAUCCGCUUCAGGCCCAGCAAAAGCAGUGACCGCGACUGGCUGAGCAUCGAGUCCCAGAAUGGCUGCUACUCCUUUGUUGGCCGUCGUGGCGGUAAGCAGGUGGUGUCUCUGGCCCGUAGUGGAUGCCUUUACCACGGAACCGUCCAGCAUGAGCUGCUCCAUGCUCUUGGAUUCAACCAUGAACAGACACGCUCUGACAGAGACAACCACAUCAGAGUCCAGCUGCAAAAUGUUCAGUCUGGAAUGGAGCACAACUUCAGGAAGAUUGCCACCCUCAACCAGGGCACUCCCUAUGAUUACAACUCCGUCAUGCAGUACCACAAGUAUGCCUUCUCCAAGAACAACCAGCCCACCAUGGUCCCCAUCCCCAACUCCAACGUGUCCUUUGGCAACGCUAAGGAGAUGAGUCAUAAUGACAAGGCCAGGCUCAACACACUUUACAAGUCUAGAAGCCUGUUCGGAUGUGCUGACAGACAGAUCAGAGGGAAGAUUGUCUCCUCGUGCUCACUGAACAACAGAAACUGCAGAUCUGAAGUCAUCAGCACAACAGCAUUCUCUUGGUCUGCUGCUGCUGUCCCACAACCAACUAUGAUCCUCCAGGCUGCUGCGCUCAGUGUCCUUUUCUGCUCCAUCCACAGUUUUACUAUACUGUCCUCUUUUGAAAAGAGUAAUGAGUACUCUGGCAACACCAUUGAGGAGGAGGAUUUUAGUGUCUCCACGCUGUUAGAGAAGGCCAAUGCUAAUGUUGGAAAGAACUUAGAUGAGCCUCUAGUGAUGUUUGGAGACAUAGCAAUGCCAACCGGUCUGCAGAACGCUGAUCCCUGCACAGCACGAGGCUGCCUGUGGCCUAAAGCCACUGAUGGCAACGUCUAUGUGCCUUUCCUCAUCUCCACGCAGUUCUGUAUGUCUGCUUCUUUAAUAGUUACUAUAACUCAGGAUUGCUCAUAA